Manihot esculenta (cassava) is the source of this 531-nucleotide messenger RNA. RefSeq lists its product as uncharacterized. Lineage: Eukaryota; Viridiplantae; Streptophyta; Magnoliopsida; Malpighiales; Euphorbiaceae. The record is from RefSeq and is a predicted model, not a curated record. The coding region runs from base 1 to 531 and encodes 176 amino acids. The transcript has a single exon.
AUGAAAGCAGAAGCAAGCCAGCGAGAUCCUAACAAAUACUGUCAGUAUCAUCGAACACACGGCCACAACAUCAAUAACUGCUACCAGCUGAUCAGUGAGAUCGAAAGACUCAUAAAAAGGGGACACUUGAGAAACUUUGUGAAAAAACCAGAAGGAGAGAGGCCUCGGCCAAGCCCCACAGCUCAAACACCCAGGAGAACGGGAGCAGGACCGCUGAAUGAUGGUUCUAGUGGGACCAUAAAUAUGACUGUGGGAGAAACCGGAGGGCAAAUGAGUCGAAGAGGAAAGAAGAGAGGCAGAGAUGGGGAGAGCAGCAACGUCGAGGUCAUGCAGGUAGUUCAGCAUUCUCCAGUGACCAUCACCUUCUCUCCGGAGGAUGCCCAAGGUGUUCAGAUGCCUCAUGACGACGCUCUUGUUGUGGAAGCUGUCAUCCACAACUACAGAGUCAAGAAGAUUUUGGUGGAUGAUGGGAGUAAGGUGAAUUUGUUGCCGUACAGAGUUUUUCAGCAGAUGGGAAUCCCUGAGGAAUAG